Molecule: messenger RNA, 2523 nt
Organism: Elaeis guineensis (African oil palm)
Lineage: Eukaryota; Viridiplantae; Streptophyta; Magnoliopsida; Arecales; Arecaceae
Product: CSC1-like protein At4g02900
Cellular component (GO): plasma membrane
Molecular function (GO): calcium-activated cation channel activity
Source: RefSeq, a predicted model, not a curated record
AGCGGAUUGUGCUGGAAGUGGAGGAGACGGUUCCGCACUUGCUGCCGCCCUCUUUGUACCUCCACAGCUGCAUCCAAAUUUCCUUGAAAAAAUAAAAAAAUUUCGACACCUCAGAGACCCCCUCCCUCCCCCCGCCCCAAAAAUAAUCCUAUCGCACUGCGCAAGGGAAAAAGCAAAAAAGAAAAAGGGUAACAAUUGCUAAACGAAGCCGAGGAGAUUGUCCCCCCAGUUCUCCGUGCUGUACUCUCUGGAUCCACGCUUCACUACCCAGUAAAAUUGUGGAAGAGAGUCUUUAAGAAGAUAUGGCAUCACUACAAGAUAUUGCUUUGUCGGCAUUUAUAAAUAUUCUAUCUGCAUUUGUGUUUUUUGUGGCAUUUGCCAUAUUACGGCUUCAGCCAUUCAAUGAUAGAGUAUAUUUUCCUAAAUGGCAUCUCAAAGGGAUAAGAAGCAGCCCAAGACAUUCAGGAAAAUCUGUAACCAAGUUUGUUAACCUGGAUUGGAGAACCUAUCUAAGGUUUUUGAAUUGGAUGCCAGCUGCACUGAGAAUGCCAGAACCUGAAUUAAUUGAUCAUGCUGGACUUGAUUCUGCUGUAUAUAUCAGGAUUUAUCUUCUUGGGUUAAAGAUAUUUGUGCCUCUAACUGUUCUUGCUUUCGGCAUCCUGGUUCCUGUUAAUUGGACUGGUGAUACUUUGGAGCAUUUAGAUGUAGAAUUUAGUGACAUUGACAAGCUCUCAAUAUCGAAUAUAGCAAAAGAAUCAAAAAGGCUUUGGGCACAUCUGGUAAUGGCAUACAUCUUUACAUUUUGGAUUUAUUAUACAUUAUACAAAGAAUAUAAGAUCAUAGCAGCAAUGAGGUUGCAUUUUCUUGCAUCUGAAAAUCGCAGACCAGAUCAAUUUACAGUUCUUGUAAGAAAUAUUCCACCGGAUCCUGAUGAAUCUGUUAGCGAGCAUGUUGAGCAUUUCUUUUCUGUGAAUCAUCACGAUCAUUAUCUAACACAUCAGGUUGUAUAUAAUGCAAACAAUCUUGCAAAAUUGGUUGAUCGAAGGAACAAUUUGCAAAAUUGGCUGGUCUACUAUGAGAACAAAAACACUAGAAAUCCUGAUAAAAGGCCAAGAACAAAGACAGGAUUUUUAGGUCUUUGGGGAGAAACUGUGGAUGCUAUAGACUAUUACACUGCUGAGAUUGAGAAGCUGUUGAAAGAGGAAGCUACAGAAAGGGAAAGAUUAGUCAUUGAUCCUAAAGCUAUAAUGCCAGCAGCAUUUGUUUCCUUCAGGUCUCGAUGGGGGGCAGCUGUUUGUGCUCAAACUCAGCAAUCAAGUAAUCCGACGUUGUGGUUAUCUGAGUGGGCUCCUGAGCCACGUGAUGUUUAUUGGUCCAAUCUUGCCAUCCCAUUUGUUGAGCUCACAAUGCGAAGAUUGAUAAUGGCUGUUGCAUUUUUCUUCCUUACAUUUUUCUUUAUGAUUCCAAUUGCAUUUGUGCAGUCCCUAGCAAACAUUGAGGGCAUUGAAAAAGUUGCACCCUUCCUAAAACCUUUAAUAGAAAAGGAAGUUGUUAGUUCAUUUAUAAAAGGCUUUCUAUCAGGAAUUGCAUUAAAGAUCUUCAUGAUCUUUCUCCCAACAAUACUUAUGACUAUGUCCAAGAUAGAAGGUUAUGUGUCAAUAUCGGCAUUGGAGAGAAAAUCAGCUGCAAAGUACCAUCUUUUUAUACUGGUUAAUGUAUUUCUUGCUAAUGUAAUUGCUGGAGCAGCAUUUGAACAGCUCAACACAUUCGUGAACAAGGAAACUCCUAACAAAUAUCCAGUUAUUGUUGGGACAGCUAUUCCAGCGAAAGCAACAUUUUUCAUUACUUAUAUAAUGCUUGAUGGCUGGGCUGGUGUUGCUUCAGAAAUCCUUAGAUUGAAACCACUAAUCAUUUACCAUUUGAGGAACACAUUUUUGGUUAAAACUGAGCAAGACCGGGAGCAGGCUAUGGAUCCUGGGAGCUUAGAUUUUGCCUCCUCAGAACCCAGGAUACAAUUGUACUUUUUGCUUGGCCUUGUUUAUUCUGUUGUCACACCGAUUUUUCUUCCUUUCAUAGUGGUCUUCUUCAGUUUGUCCUAUGUUGUUUUUCGUCACCAGGAUGCAGUGGUGAAGGACACGCUAGAGCGGGCUACGGAUCCAAACCUAAAUUUGAGAAGUUACCUCCAAGAUGCAUACGUUCACCCAGUCUUUCAUAGCAAAGAUACUGAACAGCCAGUAGCCAUUGAUGAGGAAGAAAACAACCCACUUGUGCCUACCAAACGGAAUUCUAAUAGGAGUACGCCUGGAGGAAGCAAAUAUGGUUCUGAAGUUGGGUCUGAGACUGAAUAUUAAGAAUCAACUUGUCACACCUUAUGUUGUAGUCAUAUUCUCUUCUAGGACCUGUUAUUUGACUUCAUUGAAUGGUUCUGUAAAAGAACAAAAGCUCUUAUAAAUGUACAACUAGAGAAUGUAAGCAAAACCCUGAUAUCAGCAUCAAAAUUGAUUCUGGAAUUGCUUGUCCUCA